AGCCCGGCCGCCCGCGCCGCCGCAUGGCGCACGCGCGCGCCGCCUGCGCCUGCGCCGAGGCGAAGGGUGCGGUAACUAACGGCGGGGUGCGGGGUCCGCGCGGGCCGCCAUGGCGUAUUCGGCGUGCUGCAGGGUGGCCGUGGCCUCCUGCCUGGUGCUCUGCCUCUCCCUCCUCCUGCCGCGGACCUUCUUGUCUCGGGGCGGCGGCAGGCAGGAGCCCGGGGCUGCGCCGCUCGCAGCGCCCGCGCCGCCCGAGGGGAAGCUUGGUCGCCUCCCACUGAGGAUGAAUUACCAGGCCACUCCCGACAGCCGAGCUGCUCCUCAUUUUCCAAGGUCUCACCUUGCUGAAGCAGUUGCCAAAGCCAAGGCAGGUGGAGGUGGUGGUGGAAGCACUGGUGGAACUGGGAGAGGUCUUGUGGGGCAAAUCAUCCCUAUAUAUGGAUUUGGCAUCUUCUUAUAUAUCCUGUACAUUUUAUUUAAGUUGGCUUCCAAGGGAAAAACUGUUGCUGGAGAGCGGAAAUGCCCUACUGCUGCACCUGGAAACAUGAAGAGGAAAAUCACUGACUAUGAGCUCACUCAGCUCCAGGAAAAACUGAGAGAGACAGAAGAAGCUAUGGAAAAAUUAAUCAACAGAGUAGGACCUAACUGUCACAGCAGGACUCAGAAUGUUACAACAGACCAGGAGAAAAGGUUACUUCACCAACUCCGAGAAAUUACUAGAGUUAUGAAGGAAGGAAAAUUCAUAGAUGGCAUCUCUCCUGAGAAGGAAGCUGAAGAAGCUCCUUACAUGGAGGACUGGGAAGGUUAUCCAGAAGAGACCUAUCCUGUUUAUGAUAAUUCCGAUUGCUUCAAGCGCAAACGGGACACAAUCCUUGUAGAUUACCCUGACCUGAGCCAGCCCUCUGCAGAAGAACUGGCAGAAAGGAUGGAGGGCAUGGAAGAUGAGGAGCGUCUGUGCAAUGAAACCCUGCUAACUGAUCUCACCAUGGGAAGGGGUGGUCAUGAUUUAAUGCAGAAGAAGGAUGAGGUAACUGGCAUCAGUGAAGAGGCGAGGGACUUUCAUCACAGCCAAAGCAUUGAGGAGUGCUGCUGUUGUUACGAGGAGGAUGAUCCUGCUGUCAUAGCAGAGAAUGCUGGAUUCCAUUGUCAGAGCUGCAGUGAAGCAGAAGAGUCGACCCAAGAGGACCUGUGUGUGGAGUCAGAAAAUGAAAACGCAGCACCGAAAAAGCCAAAAGCCAGUGAUUCAGAUGAAACAGGCAAACUGAGAAAGCGCAACACAAAAGGACUUGAGUAACAGGGACGAUGGUGGAUGUUAUCUAGGUGGUGAAGGAAAAGGUCAUAAACUGUCAUUCGUAUGGGUUUUGUUCCCAGUGAAGACUUCUCUGUGUUCAUCUCCUUGUACCAGUUUCAUUCGCAUGGUAACAAUCAAUCACGUCAUCUGCCUGAACUAGAAGCCAAUGCCCUCUUUCAUGAAGUCUUGUCAUGGCUUACCAUGACAUUGGCAACAGCACUUUUUUCUUGCUUUUUGGAGACUGGUAUCUUGGAGCAGAUUAUUUGUUUCAGGUAUUUGUGAUUCAUUCCUUCCUGAUUCUAAACAAAGAAUCCUCUUUUUUGCCCUUUGUCAUCCCAGUGUUUCCCAAAUGUCUCUUCUGACUAUCUCAAAAACGUCUGUUUGUGUGCUACCAGUUAUGAAAACCAAUCAAAUCCAUAUAUAUUUAUGAGACUACCAGGAAGCUGGAGGAAAACAUAUGCCUUCUUUUUCUUACCUGAAUGGUAACUCAUCAGCAGAACAGACCAUAGCCACAGACGUGACUCUUUCUCAGCUGCGUCAUUGCUGCUGUAAGCCUGAGAAACUGUUGUCACUACAAUCCACAAAACUGAUAUGCUACCCCAACCCAUAGCCCAUUUCCCAGCUUAUUCCAUGCUGCAGGACCAGUAGCCUAAUCUAUGUUGUGUUCCAGGAACAGCAUGAGCAGGACUGAAGCGUUAGGAGUUGUUCUUUGUCUUUGCCAUAGCCAUGGUGAAAUGUCUCGGUGAAACUCCCAGAUGAGUGCAGGAAUCGGACCAUACUUUGUGUUAGAGAGGAACACUAACAAUAUCUUCAGUGAUAAUGAAAAAAAAAAAAAGCAGUGAGGAGGUUUGUCCUUAAAACUAGAAAAUAGAGUGAGGGUGAACCUCAGACUGAAAAGAAACCCCACCACCUCCAGGCCCCAGGAACCUCUCUUGGUGGCCUCCAACAGACUCCUUGCAUGGCAGUGGUACAGUGUCCCAAAGGAUGCCAGGCUCUCUCCUCUCCUCUGCCUCAGGACUCCAUGCAGAGGAAAUGGCACUUCCCAAUGCUCCAGGGGCAGGACUGAAGGACAGAGAAGAAGGGCCCGUGCAACACUUGGCAAUCAGUAAUUCUUUUGUGGAUUGCUGGGAGACCUUGCACAGGAGGGCUGCACCUCCCUCUCCUGCUGGUGGGAUGUCUGGGUGCUUUGCCCCCUCUCAGCUGCUGUUGGGCAGGGGAUGCUGCACCACUUGCAGAGAGCCGGGUCAGUGAGGGGGUCACUGAGGACCCUGGACCCUCCUGGAACACUGUUGAUGCCAUCUGGUCUAGAGGAACCCAAGCACAGGAUGAGGAGGAGGCUGGAGCCCAGGCACCCAAGUGGGUAGGGAGGGCAGUCCCUGUACCCAAGGGGCAGGAGGAGGGCACAGGGGAGCAAUCCCCAGGAAAGGGCCCUUCACUUCAGCCCCCCCAACCCUCAUCCUUCUCUCACAUGAGGCCAUGUCUCAGGCCACAGGCCCCCCAACUCCCAGAACAGCCAUAGCUGGCCACAUGCAUCCCCCUCACAGUGGCCUCCAGGUGUCACAAGACACCUCACUGCCAUUUGUUGCAGGCCCUGUAAACACAGGGACCCCAGCAGUUCACCCACAAUUCGCUGAGCUUUAAGGCCCUCAGGUUCCAGGGAUGCCUGGAAACAAGAGGACCAAGAGCAAAGCAUGUGGAUGUCCAUCUUUGCGUGGCGGGGGAAAAGAUGUGUGGCUGCAGGAACCACAGAGGAAGAGGAGGUGGCUUCAGAUGGUUCGGAGCCCACGGAGAUGGAUCCACCCACAGGUGAAGAAGAACCGAUGGCAGUGGAUCCACCUCCAGCACGGCUGCCCUGGCACCCCUAUGCCAUGCCAGGGCCUCCCUCCAUGACACCAUGGCAGCAGUGUCGCAGAAGUGCCCAGCACUGCAAGAGCACGUGGCCCAGCCUCCGCACCUGCUGUUAGCUGGGAGGCCCAGCCUCCGCACCCAGCCGCCCUGUGGGCUCACCCGCUCCAUCUCCUGGCAUCAGGAACUAUUGUGUCGGUUGCCACGGGUGGUGUGAGCCUUCUUUCCCAUCCCAGCCCUUACCCCUCAUGAAGGGGUGCCACCUCUGCUCUGUGCCCCAGUAAAAGGCAAUGAGACGACCUGGCUUCUGCCAGGGUGCUGUGCUGGGGAGACAGGAGUUGUCCCUCAGAGGGCCACCGAGGUCCCUGGGCCCUGGAGGUGGGGUUUCCUCAGUCUGAGGAUGAGAAGGUUGCCCAAUGAGUGGUUGAAGAUGAAGCCAGUCCCUCCACGGCAGUGCACAAAGAAUAGCAACAGAUCAAGCAAAGAAGUUAGACAGCUGUUCCUUUGGAGAAGCAGAAGAAUGCAGUUGUGCCAGGAAGAAGUGCUGGUCUUCAGCAUUAAGGUCCCUUCUAGCUUCCUCAUUAGAAGUUCUUUUCAAGGUUGGGCAAUAAAAACUUAAAAAAAAAAAACAACCAGAACAGUAAACCAAGAAAAUAACAGUAAAAAUUCUGUCCGCCUCUCUUGUUUGGUACUUCGGCAACUGCAUCUGGACUCCUCUGUCCCCUCCCGGACUCCCCACCCCAGGAAAGACACUGAUGCGUGGGGUGUGGGCCCAGCCCAGGGCCUUUGAGAUGGUGAGGGGCUGGGGCACCUGGCCCACAAGGGCAGGCUGAGGGAACUGCCUCUGGCCAUGAGGUGGUGAGACGCUGGAGCAGGUUUCCCAGUGAAGUUGUGCAUGCACCAUCCCUGGAAGUGUUCAAGGUCAGGCUGGCUGGGGCCUUAAGCAACCUGGUCUAGUGAAAGAUGCCUGUCAGCCUCACCUCUGUGCCUGGGAAUAUCAUAGAGCAGAUCCUUCUACAAGCUAGGAGCGAGCCCAGGAUCACUACCGGGCUCCAGGACUCAUGCCUAUGCCAAAACUUCGGGUUUUUAAACCAUUCAAGAGCCUUCAAGAGAGAAGGUAUGUUGGGGCCUGACAGGAUCCACCUGUCCCAAUGGGGAAAAUGCAUCUUUGGGUGUAAACUGGUGGGACUGCUCGAGAGAGUGUUAAACUUCACAGUGGAGCUGAUAUCCACCUGCAGCCCAUGGAGGACCCCAUGCCAGAGUAGGUGGAUGCCUAAAGGAGGCUGUGACCCUGUGGGAAGCCCUGGCUGAAGCAGGCUCCUGGCAGGACACAUGGAGAGAGGAGCCCACACUGGAGCAGGUUUGCUGGCAGGACUUGUGACCCCCGCAGGGGACCCACGCUGGAGCAGUCUGUUCCUGAAGGCCUGCACCCUACGGAAGGGACACAUGCUGGGGCAGUUCAUGAAGAACUGCAGCCCAUGGGAAGGACUCACGUUGGAGAAGUUCAUGGAGAGCUGUCUCCCAUGGGUGGGAACCCACACUGGAACAGGGGAGGGGUGUGAGGAGUCCUCCCCUUGAGGAGGAAGGAGCAGCAGAAAUAAUGAUGUGAUGAACUAACCACAACCCCCAUUCCCUGUCCCCCUCUGCCACUGGGGGGAGGAGGUAAAGAAAUAGGGAGCAAAGUUAAGCCCAGGAAGAAGAGAGGGAUGUGGGGAAGGUGUUCUUAACAUUUGGUUUUAUUUCUCAUUAUCCUACUCUUAUUUGAUUGGUAAUAAAUUAAAUUUACUUCCCCAA
Phalacrocorax carbo (great cormorant) is the source of this 4930-nucleotide messenger RNA. The record is from RefSeq and is a predicted model, not a curated record. NCBI's taxonomy places the organism in Eukaryota, Metazoa, Chordata, Aves, Suliformes, Phalacrocoracidae.